UUGAGCGUAAUAAUGGGUUGCUGGUUGCUGGUGGGAUGUAAGGUACUCCUGGACAGCGGUCAAUACUCGCGUAAUCACGAUAGGGUUCUAGAAGUCAUACGUGAAGCGGUUAGUCUUUCGGUAGCCAGAGCGCAAAAGGAAAUAACCACAAACGAACGAUCAGUAGGUUUUGUGAGAGAAGGCACUAGGGCUACAAAAUCAAACGUCAAGCCUUACUUCAUCCUUAAAGCGGCGUCGGAUUGGACUAUAAUGAUGGACACGUAUGAAAAACAAUAUAAAAUCCCCGAGGAUAUUUGUGCGUCGGCCUCCAGACCGGAUAUAUUUUUGUUUUCGCGAAUUUUAAAGCGCGUAGUGAUGAUAGAGCUUACGGUCCCUUGGGAAACCAACAUCCCCAAAGACCAUACCAUCAAGGUCAACAAAUAUUACGAGCUCACAAACGAACUCACUCGAAAUAGGUUCGUAGUAGAUUUGUACGCGGUAGAGGUGGGAGCGAGAGGUAUAACAGCGAAAUCUCUCUACAACCUACUAAAGGACUUGGGCUUGUCCAGAACUCACAUUAAUGCAUUCUUGGAACGUAUAUCGAAGGCAGCCCUAGUAGGUUCUUUUCAAAUUUGGUUAGGUAGGGAGAGGAGCUUGGCCAGUGGAGGUGAGCGUAUAGCGCGCGUUAGUUAA
Danaus chrysippus (African queen) is the source of this 672-nucleotide messenger RNA. NCBI's taxonomy places the organism in Eukaryota, Metazoa, Arthropoda, Insecta, Lepidoptera, Nymphalidae. The record is from the annotation of a GenBank genome assembly.